ACUUGUCGCUGCCGCUAGGGAAGGUAAAGCGGUGACGGCGGCCGCGAGAGUGAAGGCUUCCCCGAUAGAGGUGGGGGACUCGGCAGGGGACUCAGUUAAUACUGCACAGUUGAACAAAUGUAUGAAGGUUCCUUGCCAACCAUUGAGAAUUUCUUCGUUGGGACAUUAUUUCCCUGCUUACUGAAUAACUUGUUUAGACGUUUCUUUUUUGGUGCCAUGUUCUGUGGCUCACAUCAAAAGAGGAGUUUGUCUUCAUGAAGAUUCCUAACAUUGGUAAUGUGAUGAAUAAAUUUGAGAUCCUUGGGGUUGUCGGUGAAGGAGCCUAUGGAGUUGUACUUAAAUGCAGACACAAGGAAACACAUGAAAUUGUGGCAAUCAAGAAAUUCAAGGACAGCGAAGAAAAUGAAGAAGUCAAGGAGACGACCUUACGAGAGCUUAAAAUGCUUCGCACUCUCAAGCAGGAAAACAUUGUGGAGCUGAAGGAAGCUUUUCGUCGGAGAGGAAAAUUAUACCUGGUGUUUGAAUAUGUUGAGAAGAAUAUGCUUGAAUUGCUGGAAGAAAUGCCAAAUGGAGUUCCACCUGAAAAAGUCAAGAGCUAUAUCUACCAACUAAUCAAAGCUAUCCACUGGUGCCACAAGAACGACAUCGUCCACAGAGAUAUAAAGCCUGAAAAUCUCUUAAUCAGCCACAAUGAUGUCCUGAAACUAUGUGACUUUGGUUUUGCUCGCAAUCUCUCAGAGGGCAAUAAUGCUAAUUAUACAGAGUAUGUGGCUACAAGGUGGUACCGAUCCCCAGAACUGCUACUUGGAGCCCCCUAUGGAAAGUCAGUGGACAUGUGGUCAGUGGGCUGUAUUCUUGGAGAGCUUAGUGAUGGCCAGCCCUUAUUUCCUGGAGAAAGUGAAAUUGACCAACUCUUUACUAUUCAGAAGGUGCUAGGACCACUUCCAUCUGAGCAAAUGAAGCUCUUCUACAGUAACCCUCGUUUCCAUGGGCUCCGGUUCCCAGCUGUUAACCAUCCUCAGUCAUUAGAGAGAAGAUACCUUGGAAUUUUAAAUAGUGUUUUACUUGACCUAAUGAAGAAUUUACUGAAGUUGGACCCAGCUGACAGAUACUUGACAGAGCAGUGUUUAAAUCAUCCUACAUUUCAGACUCAGAGACUUUUGGACCGGUCUCCUUCAAGAUCAACAAAAAGGAAACCUUAUCAUGUGGAAAGCAGCACCCUGUCUAAUAGAAACCAAUCCACCAAGGGUGCUGCCUUACAGACUCACCACAGAUCCAACAGCAAGGACAUUCAGAACUUAAGUGUGGGUCUGCCCAGGGCUGAGGAAGGCCUGCCUGCAAACGAAAGCUUCCUCAAUGGAAACCUUGCUGGAGCAACUCUCAGCCCAAUGCACACCAAAACCUACCAAGCAAGCACCCAGCCUGGCUCUUCCAGCAAAGAUCUCACAAACAACAACAUACCACACCUUCUCAGUCCAAAAGAAGCCAAGUCCAAAACAGAGUUUGACUUCAAUAUUGACACAAAGCCUUCAGAAGGUCCAGGCACAAAGUACCUCAAGUCCAGCACCAGAUCUCAGCAGAACAGGCACUCAUUCAUGGAAAGCUCCCAGAGCAAAGCUGGGACCCUGCAGCCCAGUGAGAAGCAGAGUCGGCACAGCUAUAUUGACACCAUUCCCCAGUCCUCCCGGAGUCCAUCCUACAGGACAAAGGCCAAAAGCCAUGGGGCGUUGAGUGACUCCAAGUCUGUGAGCAACCUUUCCGAAGCCAGAGCCCAAAUCACAGAGACUAAUACCAGUAGAUACUUCCCAUCCAGUUGUUUGGACUUGAACUCUCCCACCAGCCCAACCCCCACCAGGCACACUGAUACGAGAACUUUGCUCAGCCCUUCCGGUCGAAAUAAUAGAAAUGAAGGCACUCUGGACUCACGGCGAACCACCACUAGACACUCAAAAACCAUGGAGGAGUUGAAGCUGCCUGAACACAUGGACAGCAGCCAUUCGCAUUCACUGUCUGCACCUCAUGAAUCAUUUUCUUAUGGGCUAGGCUACACCAGCCCCUUCUCCUCUCAGCAGCGUCCUCACAGGCAUUCCAUGUACGUGACCCGGGACAAAGUGAGAGCGAAAGGCCUUGAUGGAAGCUUGAGCAUAGGACAAGGGAUGGCAGCCAGAGCCAACAGUUUGCAGCUCUUAUCACCCCAGCCUGGAGAACAGCUCCCUCCAGAGAUGACUGUGGCAAGACCUUCUGUUAAAGAGUCCUCCCGAGAAGGCGCCUCUUCAUUCCACACCCGUCAGAAGUCUGAGGGUGGAGUAUACCAUGACCCACACUCUGACGACGGCACAGCUCCCAAAGAAAAUCGGCAUCUGUACAAUGACCCUGUCCCAAGGAGAGUUGGUAGCUUUUAUAGAGUGCCAUCUCCACGACCAGACAAUUCUUUCCAUGAAAAUAAUGUGUCCACUCGAGUUUCUUCUCUGCCAUCUGAUAGCAGUUCUGGUACAAAUCAUUCAAAAAGACAACCAGGAUUUGAUCCAUGGAAAAGUCCUGAAAACAUUAGUCAUGCCGAUCAACUCAAAGAAAAGGAGAAGCAAGGUUUUUUCAGGUCAAUGAAAAAGAAAAAGAAGAAAACUCAAACAGUGCCCAACACUGACGGUCCUGAUCUAUUGACCUUACAGAAAGCCAUUCAUUCUUCUAGCACUGCAAGCAGCAGACCAAAGGAGUGGCGACCUGAGAAGCUCUCAGAUCUACAGACCCAGAGCCAACCACUAAAAUCUCUUCGAAAGCUGUUGCAUCUGUCUUCAUCAACCAAUCAUCCAGCUUCUUCAGAUCCUCGGUUCCAGCCCUUAACAGCUCAACAAGCCAAAAAUUCCUUCUCAGAAAUUCGGAUUCACCCUCUGAGUCAGGCCACUGGUGGGAGCAGCAACAUCCGGCAGGAGCCUACACCAAAAGGCAGACCAGCCCUUCAGUUGCCAGGUCAGAUGGAUCCUGGUUGGCACGUGUCCUCUGUGACCAGGAGUGCCACAGAGGGGCCUUCCUAUUCUGAACAGCUGGGUGCCAAGAGUGGGCCAAACGGGCAUCCUUAUAACAGAACAAAUCGCUCACGAAUGCCAAAUCUGAAUGAUUUAAAAGAGACAGCCUUGUAAUUUAUGCUGGGAUGGAGGGUGUUUAUGUGGGGGGGUGGGGGGGCAAGCCAGUUGGAAGGGGAGGGUUCAGGGUGGGUUGGGAAAUGGGUUGGGCCAGGGUAAUAAGCCAGUAUUUUCAGCUUUAUGAAGGUGUGUGCAAUAUUGUGUGUGAGGGGGGCCAUCUGGCUCCUUGCAGCCACAAAUGCUAGUCAGGGAUCUUAGAGCCACGGGGGUUCCUUAGGGAUCAGCACUCCCCACAGGUCUUGUGUGAGAAUGGAUAGAGUGUGCCAUUGAGGAAGAAGAGAUUCUUGCCAGUUUCUCCCCAUUACAUUCCAGCUUUAGUGCAAUCUCUGUUGAACUUGGGGAAGCCAGGGUGUGUCCUGGAUGUGAGGGAUAGAAGAAUUCAUGUUGACCGAUGCCCUUACCACAUAUUUUUUUCUGACUAGACUAAAUGUGGGGUUUAUUGUAAUCUAGGAGUAUCCCUUUGAAGGGUUAGCAGAUGAACUGUAUGUCUUAAAUUGUUUUCUAAGCUUCCAUAUUUGAUAGGAUUUGUAACAUUUAUUUAUAAUUAAUAUUGUACUGUUAUAAUCAUACCUUUUAUGUUAUAAUGUAAAGUUAUUUUGAGCUGUUUGGAACAUUGUGAAGCAGUGGGACAGCUACAGUAGUUUCUAUAAAAACUAAACAGUAACAUUUAUAUAUUGCAUCAGGAGUAUUUUAUUCUAUAUAACUAUAAAUAUAUAUGGUAAAGAACUGUCUGUUUUAUAAAUAUAUUCAUUUAAAGAAAGUAUCGUUAUGACACUAUCUGCCAUAUUUUUAUACAUUUGUGAUAUGAAGUGAGUAUUAUACUUAUAAUAAAGGGAGUUGAAUUGUGGCUACAUGUGAUUGUAACAGUAUAAACUUUGCUGAACUUUUUGGCCCCAGCAGUAGCCUCUAGACAUGAUCCUUGGUAGCAGACAAAUACAGCGUCUCUUUCCAGGCCCACAGGAGAAGAAGGUUGGCUAAGUCAGUAAGGAGCCCAACAGGCCUCAUUUCUGUUCUCAGACACUUGGCUCUCAUUUGUGUCCAGGGACAUUAACUGGCACACGAGAGAAGGGCGGACAGAAGUGGUGUGCAUGGGUCUUUACAGAGAAUGUGCUCUUCCACUUAGCAAUAGUGUUAGAGUAUGGACCAAAGAUUUGCCAGUGAACAGUCCUUGUUGUGGGGUUGUAAGAGGCACCUGUCUGGGGAUCUUGCAAACCAGCUCUAUGCUCCUGAAUGCUGUCCACCCUCCUGGAGACUCUUGCCUUCAGGUGGGAUCUGAGCUACGUGAAUGGCAUUUCUUCUUCUAACUGCUUUGUUGUUGUUGUUGUUGUUGCUGUUGUUGUUAUUGUUGUUGCUCUUCUAAUAUAUUUAUAAGGCUCCUGAAGCAAUUCCAGAUGUAGAGAAAAUUGCUCUGUCCUUUUUUCCUUCCUGGGACUGUCCAUUUAUAACAAGGUCAUCAUGUAUACCUGUAUAUACAUACACUCCAUCCAUCGGAACAGGACUACAUCCUUCUCUCAUUUGAUCACUCUCAACUCCCAAGUUACUAUCAAGUAUCAUCAAAGUAUUAUAAGGCCUCUGGCCAGCAAGCAUUAUACCCACCUGUCUCUGGACCAUCUUUGACAAAAAAACAAAAACAAAAACAAAAAACAAAACAACAAAAAAAAAAAACAAAAAAAAUCAAACACCUCAUCAUCUAUCAAUAGUCAUAGAGUUUUGAAAGUAGUCUCUUAGCAAUAAGACUUUUAGAGAUCACUCCCAUCCCUCAAAGAGGUAACUUUUCAGUAUUUACUACUUAUUCCAGAAUUCCGAGAGUGUCAGUCCCCAAAUAAAGUCAGCUAUCACUGAAAUCUGCUGCGUAACUGUUAACCCUUCCCUGAGAUUUUGAGAAUCAUAGCACUGAUGAUAAUGAAGAUUAUAAAGGUCUUAGAUUCUUUGAAGCUUAAAUUGUGUGCAUAUUGCAUAUUUAUAUAAAUACUAUUAAUGAUGUGUAUUGAUUAUAUAUAGAGGUCAUUUUAAGGUGCUUUUUAUUUAAUUUUAAUAAGUAUAAUAGGCACUAAAAUGAAACUCAACUGGGUACUAUCAUGGAAACAAUUUGAUUCAUUUGCAUGCUCUUGCGUUCUUUUCCUAUCUUGUUUCUGUUACCAGUUCAGUACUGUCUGGGUAGCUCUGAAUUCUGGCUUUUCCCAGGCAAACUCUUCAAUUAUCCAAGUGAGGUAGACCCUCAGCAGUUUUUGCCUGGAUAUAAUGACACUAAAAAGGUGUAUAUUUAACUCUUCUUUUUCAUACUAGAUCUGUACCUUUGUAUCCCCUGCCCCCACCAUGUCCCCUGCAAACCAGAAACUACAUUUUGUUUCCUCUGGAAAGACUUCUCACUGUGCUGUGUGCUUAGGAACUUCGAGGUCCCAUUGCCAUGCUGUGGCAUUCGUGACUCGUCGUCACCAAGGGGCUGGUUUCCCAUGUUGUCAUCUUUGCUAACACUGGGAUCUCAGAUGUUUGCCGAACAUUUAUAUUCAUGAUGGUUCUUUAAAGAAGGGCUAGAACAAUUGCCUUCUACCUAGAGCAAACUAAUCCUAACUGAUGAAGUCAACACUUAACUUUUCCUACAUUCCCAGAUUUGAGCCAGAAAAUAGCUACAAUGUUUUCAACUAGUGUUUCUGAGCUAGCUCUUUUAUCCUCUUCUUAGCUCUUGUCGGUUCUGACUUUCCCUUGAUCCUCAAUAAGCUAUAAGUGAAUCUACAAUCCCAUGCAUUCUCUUCCUGCUCACAGAUGGGGGCAGUAACAUUUUCUCUCAGAUCUAAUAAUGAGCCCUCUCUUAGCUUUUAACUGUCACUUCCCCUUCUGGUUGGUCAUUCAGUGGCCUCAAAAAGAUGUCAUCCACUGCAGGAAGGAGUUGACUGAGAGUCACAAAACCCCCACAUUUUCUUUAGGAGGGGGAAUUGGUGAUAUCCAUGUUCUGUUAUCUGUGCUGACAUCCUAAAGGACACAAAGGUUGAAUUGAAGGCUUAUGAAGUUCUUUGUGUUAGGAAGCUAUUGCUGAUCACCUUUCAAAAAGAACCUUGGUUUCACUGUCUCUCUAAUUUGACUUCACUAUCAUCUUUUUCUUUUCUGAAGUUCUAAGUAAACUUUAACUGAUCUUUGUUCAGUCUUAACUUGGACUCUAUCCAGAGCCCAAAACCAGAAAAGAGUGCCCUAUGCCAAGAAGUUUAAGUGAGCUAUCUCUGCAGCAGCACUUCUCAGCCAAGGGCAGUUUUGUCCACCAGGACACAUUUGACAAUGUCUGCAGACAUUUGGUUGUGAUGGGCUGCUCCCAGCAUCUAGUGGGUAGAGGCCAGGGAUGUUGCUAGGCAACCUCCAGAGUGUUCCGGCCCAUUACUAGUACCAAGGUUAAAAAGUACUGCCUGAGACCAUUCCAGGCCAACCACUCUGCAGAAUUUGCCUUCUGGCCUUGGCCUUUCCAGGCUCCAUAACUGCAAGAGUGAAUUCCUCAACAUUGUAUUCUCUUUAAGAAUCCUCUACCACUGUUCUCAAAUCCUUACUAUCCUAUUGUUUGUUUCCAUUGUCUUGGACCUGCUAAAAGGUGCAUACUUUGGGAGGAAACCAGAGUUACUUUAUAUAUGUUUGAGAACUUAAAUUCUAGGUUAGCAUCCUUAGAAGAUCUUUCUUAGCCGUGAGGCUUAUAUUUAGAAGCAAGCAGCAGCCUGGCAGAUUGGCAUGAUUUUUACCAACUGCUCAAAGGCAUCAUAGCUUUCAGCUGUGUCUACGGAAAGAAAAUGUCUUUGUUUUUUUUAUUCAAGUCGUUUAAUAGCUCUUUAAAAAUAUUAGCAUAUGGCAGACUGAUUAGAAGCAAAACUCUUUCUUGGUGGUUGUGAUGUGGCUAUUCUAGAAGUAUUGUGCUGUAUGCUUUGGUUAAAUCUGUUUUAAAACAUGCUUUAAGACUCACCAUAUGCAGUUGUAUACUUUAAUUCUAAGUAAACCUAUCCUGGUCAGUCUCUAGUCAUGCUGUGUAUUAUAAAAGUAUGUUGUGGUUGUAGAGUUAGCCAGUUUAGCAUGUUCCUAAUCAGAAAAUUAGUGGACUCCACUAGGAAAUGCUAUCCCAUUUUCCCUUCCCAGUACCUCUUAGUUGAUAUCAUAGUAUCCUCACUUAAACUAGUCUUUAGAGUAAAUAAGGAAAAAAAGCCAUUUAUUUUCUUCUAGCCAUGUAUUGAGAGUAACUCAUAUGUGUAUAAUUUUUUCAAAGGCCAGAGGAUUACUUCUCCAGCGUGUAGAAGGCUGUGUCCAUUCUGCUCACCUAGGUUUCAGUGGUCACAGAACUUUUGGCAAGGAUGCUACGUAGCUCAUUGGAAGUCACUGCUGGGGCUCAGCUGGGAUUCAGCAAAACUGCAUAUCGCUUGUGCUCAGAACCUGUGUUCUGGAUGACAUUGCUUUUUCAUUUGGGCGUUCGUUGCCUACUGUAUUGGAGUGGGUUAUUGAACCCCACAAUGUGGGUACAUAUGAAGACCCACAGAUGCCUACUUCUGUGAACUGGGACUAUGAUAGGUUUCACUACUCCAAGUCGGAAAGCAGUGGGAUAUUUAUUUCCUUGCCUCCUUUAAGUUCAUCACCAGUAAAAGUUCCUUAAAGCUCACUUAGGGCUUAAGAAAUAACAGUCCUGGUUUCUUUAAAAGAGAUUGUAGACAAGACAGUACAAAUGUCACUCAUCCCCAGGACUGGAAUCUUAAGGAGAAGGCCCCUACUGAAUUGUAAAAGGCCAGAUUACCAGGAAAAUAAACAGACAAACACAUCCAGACUUGUAAACAGUUGUGGUUUCCUCUUUUGCUUCUUGACCGGCUGAAGUCUAGAAUAUCUUAAGGGUCUGGUUCAACUGAUUAAAAAAGUCAAUCUUAGAAGCCAUGUGUGAGGAGCCAUGCAGGAAAGGGAAAGCCCUGGAUCUGUUUGCAUACACUUGAAGGGAAAAGCCAAGUGGCUAGGAAACUCUGGACCUAUUGCCCAUGCGAUUCUUUUCUUUUCUUUUCUUUUCUUUUUAUUUUAGAUUUAAUAUACUAUACAAGAUGGUAGACUUUGUGCAGACCAGUUUCUUACAUAAACCAUUGUUGCCCACAGUGGUUUGUUCAUUCAUCAUCAUUUGGCCUGGUCCCUACUCCACUUUUUUCCUCUCUGGGCAUGACCCACCUUUCUUUCUAUUUGCUGUAGGCUGUUAAAUACGAUCCUGACCUGCCUUGUAUUUUCAUUCAACUGUUUGCUCCCACAUUUAAGGGAGGGUUGUCUCUUGUUUUGCCAGAAAAAUAAAUAAAGUGUCAUAGUCUGUACGCUGGAUUUGUAGGGCCAGCAGAACUGCUGGAGUGAAACUGGUUUCACUUCUAAGGCCCUUCCUUGCUUUCUCACAAGGGUAAGCUCUCUACACCCCCUUUGAUCCUCGGUCCAAUUGGUCCUCCUUGGGAAUCUGAAAUCAGUUUCCGUGUUGUAUGCAGAUUAGAAGUUGCCUUGUUUGCUGCUCUUCCCAGGCAGAGUAUCAGGGAGAAAGAGGCCUUAUCUGUCCCUCCAUGUCCCCUCCUGUUUGGCACACCUGCUGAGAAUCCCUCAGGACUUCCUUUGGCUGGGGAUUUCCCUUCCCAGAAGGCCGAUGUGACUCAUUUCAGGCAUGGCUUGUCCUAGUGCUGUGCUUCAGGUCUCAUCAGAAGAAACCCAGGAAUUGAAAAGGUAGAUGCCUUGACUUUUGUCCCUGUUGGGUGAUUAAAGUGUUUAUUGCCAGAAUCAUCAAAGGCUCUGGUUAAACUCAGUCGACUCUGCUUUUCCUUGUGAAGAAUGUAUACUUUCCACACUGGCUUCCUUUUUCCACAAGUGGAAAGUAAAGCUUGCAGGAAAUCCAUUUUCCCUCUUGAUGACCAGUGGGUUCUAGUCACCAGUCUCUCCCUCUCCUUCUUUACUCAUUUUGGUCAGUGAUGGAGUUGGGCUGGAAGAGGAGCAGGCUAUGUGGUGAUAGAAAGAAGUGGAGUCUCACUGGAAACUUGCAUUGAUGAACAGAGACAAUUAAGCCCAACAAAACAGUUACCCCAGAGUUCAAGAAUUGCUUUGUGCCACUCUGAAUUCAGGUCGUUAUUCUGUAUAUAUUUAGAUAAUUCUCAGAGUGUCUUCAGUCUUUACUAAGUUUGAAGGGUACCGUAGUCUGGGAAGACACAGGGCAGGGUGACACUGAGACCCCUGUUCAUUCUUAAAAACAAAAAUUGGGAUAAGCCAGAGGGAUAUGCCAUCCGAUGUGUGGUAGAUGAAAUCAGUGGACAUUCUUAAUUGCAUAGACUUUAUAAUCUACUAUAUAAAGUGUAAUCCAUACUUUUUACUGUGGCCAGGGUGUGAUGUGGUUGUUAAUCUUUUUAAUUUUUAAAUCCAAACUGAAUUUAAAGUGUUGAAUACUUAAAAUUCCUCACAAGCUAAUUAUGAACCAUUUGUAAAGUGUUUCUAUAACUCUUUGUAUCAUGUGUUGGUACAUCUUAUCAAGUUUUUUCUGGCAUGUAUUCCAUUCUAAACUUCUGUAAAAUUUCUAUUGUUGCUGUACAUAUUCUACAAAUAUCUACUCUGUGGUUCCCUUCAUUAGCAGCAUGAGGUGGUUAAUUUUUACUGAGCACAAUGUAUUUUUGAAUGGAUCUUCCCACAUGUCUUUAAUAAAAUGCAGAUUUUGCACUGACUGAUGUGACUGCCGGGCUUUCCCAAUCUUGAGCACUGUGGUCCUUCUUGCCUUUGAACAGCAAGCAGCUCCAUUUUAAUUCUUUCUUUGUAAACAAGAAUAUGUUCGAAUUCAAAUGAGGGGCAAUGGGCCUUUGAAGUUGUAAUCAGUUUAAAGGAGUGAAAUUAAUGUAAAACAAAGCAAAUCCUGUUACUUAAUGAUUUUUUUUCUACUUAUAAAGUUCUUUUCCCCUUA
This is a messenger RNA of Mus musculus (house mouse), 10050 nucleotides long. It is a transcript of the gene Cdkl5, whose product is annotated as cyclin dependent kinase like 5. The record is from RefSeq and is marked validated. Gene Ontology annotation, biological process: regulation of cell cycle. NCBI's taxonomy places the organism in Eukaryota, Metazoa, Chordata, Mammalia, Rodentia, Muridae. Gene Ontology annotation, cellular component: centrosome; nucleus. Gene Ontology annotation, molecular function: cyclin-dependent protein serine/threonine kinase activity; protein serine kinase activity; protein kinase activity. The transcript has 18 exons. The coding region runs from base 255 to 3137 and encodes 960 amino acids.